Molecule: messenger RNA, 3424 nt
Organism: Brassica rapa (field mustard)
Lineage: Eukaryota; Viridiplantae; Streptophyta; Magnoliopsida; Brassicales; Brassicaceae
Product: putative FBD-associated F-box protein At5g53635
Molecular function (GO): protein binding
Source: RefSeq, a predicted model, not a curated record
GGUUUUGAUACUUGAUUUGUGCUUCAUGCCUUGAAGUGUUUUCACCAUAUUCGUUUGAGCUAGAAUUUUGGGCAGAUCUGCGGGUAAUCAUUAUAGGGUUUUCUUGUUUGAUUCGAUUUUCCCGUUUAGGUUGGUUGCAAGCUAUGCAUCUGUAAUCACGUGCUCCAAAUCGUUCAUAUAGAACUUGCAUUUUGAAUUGUUUUGACGAGUUUUGUUUUUGUUUACUGGAGAAAGGACAUAUAUAUGGUUGGUCAAAAGGAAGCGAAGCACGCUUGUUUCAAAGGGUUGCGUCUGAGGUUUAAGGAAGAUAUAAUAAGCCAGCUACCAGAUCCUUUGAUAUGUCACAUACUUUAUCAUCUUCCUUUACAGGAAGCUGUUAAGACUAGCGUUUUGUCCACCCGAUGGAGAAGCCUCUGGCUUUGGGUUCCUCGUUUGGAACUUAACUCCCAAGACUUCACAGAUCUAAACGCCUUUGUGAGUUUUGGCAACAUGUUUUUCAACUCCGAUAGGGCUUCAUGCAUACACAAACUCAAGUUAACUAUUACUAUUGGUGAAAUUGACAAUGUUGCUUCCUAUGUCUCGUCCUGGAUUGAUGCAGCUAUCAAACGUAAGGUCCAACAUCUAGAUUUACAUUGGUGUGGAGUGUCCAACUUCUUUACCAAACCCUUAAAGUUGUAUAACAGUGAGACUUUGGUAGACUUAAAACUCUCUCAAGUACUCUUGGAUGAUGCCACGCUUGUUUACUUGCCUUGUCUAAAGACUAUGCAUUUAGAAGAUAAUUGGUAUCCCAAUGAAGCCACUUUUGAGAAACUUGUAUCAUCAUGCCCUGUCCUUGAAGAGUUAAAUCUUACUAUUCAUCAGGAAGAUACAAAAACCUUUAGGCUGCAGUCUCGGUCACUAAAGAAGCUCAAUUUAGUACGAGCUCAUUUUCACUUUCGUUCAUCUGAUCCGGGAGUUGUGAUUGAUGCUCCUCUACUAUGUUGUUUGAGCAUUUACGAUUACGCAUCAGAAAGCUUUAUAGUAAACAACUUGGAGUCCAAUGCCAAGAUAGAUAUUUCUCUCCUCUUUGGUUCGGGGUUUUUUGAUGAACGCAAGAGAAGUAACGUCCACAGUUUUCUCCUCGGGAUCACUAGGGUCAUGGAUAUGACGCUAUGUGCCAACACUUUCGAGAUAAUCUGUCGUCAAUAUUCAGAAUUAGACCUGCUGCCUCGCUUUGGUUACAUGUCCCACCUGCAUGUUACUUUACGUAUAUCCGAUUUGAAAUGGUUACCAACCUUUCUUGACAGCUGCCCGAACGUGAAGUCUUUCGUCUUGAGUUGGUUUUGUGAUUAUGAGAAAAUGAUCUCCGAGGAAAUGAGUUUUCCAUUUGUACCUCAGUGCAUGUUAUCGUCUCUAGAGUAUGUUGAUUUCAAAGUCCGAAUCUUGGGACUCACGGCAGAGAUGAAGCUAAUAAGGUACUUUAUAGAGAAUUCAGCAAUUCUCAAGAGACUCACUCUACGUUUGGUGGGUAAUUCAGCUAGAGAUAAUUAUACUCUCAAAGAACUUCUCCGAAUCCCAAGAGGCUCUACCAAUUGUGAAGUCGUUAUCCUUUGAUUGGUAAAAGACUAAAGAGUAGCUAGAGGUUUUGUGGUUUCUGUGUCAAGUGUAGUUUCAUAAGCGCAAAUUAUUUCAGGAAUCUCCAAACUAUCCUCCCUCCUAUGAUUGGGCAGUGUAGACUUUUGAUAUGUUCCUUUUUAUUCAUAAAAUCAACAUGUAGUUUUGGUGGUUUAUAUGACAAUAUGCAGUUUCCUGGCAAGAACCAUUAUUAGUUUGAUUUGCUCAUUCAUUUCUGAGUUUCCCAUGGCAGCUCUUAUUAGAGAACUCUUGGUGAAAUCAAACUGAGCCAUUAACUUUCAUUAAUAUGAGACAUAGAGACAAAUAAAAAUUGAUCUUACAGACCAAACAAAAUCUACGUUGAAUAAACUGAAAAUCUGGUAACAAAGAGAAAAGUUUGAUAGUCGAAACGAGACGCUUUCUCUUUCUCUCCAACUUUCCUCUCGAAACUCAAAACAAAAUCUGAUAAAGCUCCGGCGUCCGGCUAGCGCGUGAGCACCACCACCGGCGCCGGAGGCUCCCUUCUCUCUAUACCUCGGUUUUUCCCUUUGCUUCUCCACCGGUUUGUCCUUCUCCCAUCCGAUAUGCUUCAGAAACUGGUUUUGGGUUUUGUUCCCGGUGAAGGCCUUGCUCGAGAGAGGUUCGAUCUGGUGAUGUUCCGCUUUAUCUGGUCUCUUGGCGAGGUUGUGUAGUGAUUUCAGGUGGUUUGGAGCCGGCUUUUAGGGUUUAAUGGAGGAGAUCUGAUUUUUAACACUUUCAGAUUUGCUCUCGGUGCUCAUCGUCCUUGGCGGAGGAGUGAAGGUUUGGCUUCCCUGGUUUGAGGUUCAUUGUAAUCUCUGGCCGGUGGUGUCGUUCGGUAUCGUCGGUGGACAUAACUUCUCUCCUCGGUGUCUUGGAGUUUGGGUGUCUAGUCGGCGGUGUCUAGUGAACUCCGGAGGAUCCUUCUACCUCGGAGCCGUGUCUUGAGUUUGGGCUACGCAGGCGGAGAUGGUGGCUCGACUCUGUUCCGGCACGUGGGGGUUACGAGAACAGCUUUAAAUGUAGUCGUCUAUGGCUCUUCGGCGGCUAUUCGUCGACCCUCUUCGCUAUGGACCUCCGCUGCUUUGUCUCUCUAUGGUUCUUCGGGUUGGUGAUGGCGGUCUUCCUCUCGAAGUUUGUCUCUCGGUUCACAUUGCUUCCUCUUCCCUGUUGGCACCAGGAAGAGGCUUAACAAGCACGGUCUUCUGCUUCUCGGUUCUCGACAAGCAGCAAAUGUCAAUGCGAAUUGAGCUUUUGGUCUUCAUUGGUCGUUUGCUCUUUGGCGCUUGGUGUCAACAUUUGGCUGAUUCACAUAUCCCAGUGUCAAAGGUGGUCACUUGAACAGCUUUGGUAGUGUGAUAAGCAUUUUUCGUGCAGGUUGGGAGGCUUUCUAUAUGGAGUUUGGUGGUGAGCACAAGCCCGAUUCUUGCAUUGUUCGGCGUUUGAGGUAAUUUUUCCUUGUAUGUCUUGCGCUUCAUCGACAAAGAAGAAUGCAAACCCGACAAGAUCACUGAUUAUCAGCUCCUUCAGGCGACGUCUCGGGGACUCCGGCAUCCGAGAGGUAAAACCCACUUCCCCGGGAUUAACAUCAAUAGAAGAGAACGGUCAUCGGUAGUUUAGUGAUUACUAAGCUAUUUAGCAGAACGCGUCGGUUUAGUGGUGGUGCGAAACUAUAUUAGCAAACGUAUUGAUCUAGAUUGUUUUGUUCGAGUCCGGUUUGUAUUUCGACUUUGACGCUCUUUCGGGUUGAUUAAAAAAAAAAAAAAAAAAAAAAAAAAAAAAAAGAAAAAAGUUUGAACCACAGCUUGUCAUA